GAAAGUUAACAGGAAUAGUUAAAGCCAUCAAUCAAAAUGGACCAAGAAUCGGCAGCUUUCCUUUCAACGAACACAACUAUCACAUCAGCCCCCUUCAACAAUACCAGUGGCUGAAAGAAUUGCAAGAUCUCUGGAAAAUAGAAA
Messenger RNA from Acaulospora colombiana, 144 nucleotides. NCBI's taxonomy places the organism in Eukaryota, Fungi, Glomeromycota, Glomeromycetes, Diversisporales, Acaulosporaceae. The record is from the annotation of a GenBank genome assembly.